This is a messenger RNA of Truncatella angustata, 1034 nucleotides long. RefSeq names its product RanBP1 domain-containing protein. Gene Ontology annotation, cellular component: cytoplasm; nuclear pore. Lineage: Eukaryota; Fungi; Ascomycota; Sordariomycetes; Amphisphaeriales; Sporocadaceae. Gene Ontology annotation, biological process: nucleocytoplasmic transport. Gene Ontology annotation, molecular function: GTPase activator activity. Bases 93 to 848 code for a protein of 251 amino acids. The record is from RefSeq and is a predicted model, not a curated record. The transcript is spliced from 4 exons.
AUCAUAGCUUAUUGUUGAGCUUAAUCAAGACCACAUAAACUCAACGCGAUCAACUCCCUAUACACAACAACCGGCACAUCCACACCGUCAACAUGAGCUCUACCGAGAACACCGAGCCCAAGGUCGACGAGACCAAGCCCCAGGACACCUCUGCUCCUGCCGCGGCCGCUCCCCUCGAGGCCACCAAGGCCACCGAGGACGCCAAGCCCUCUGUCACCUCCUCCUCCGUCUUCUCCAUGUUCGGCGGCGGCGCAAAGAAGGAGAAGAAGGACGACGACGAGGACCGUGGCGACAACUCUGGCAGUGCCAAGGCCCAGCGCGAGGCUGCCGCUGCCACCAAGGGCAACGACGAUGAGGCCCCCGAGUCCGAAGACGUCCACUUCGAGCCCGUCGUCAAGCUGACCGAGCAGGUCGACGUCAAGACCAACGAGGAGGCCGAGGAGCAGCUUUUCAAGCUGCGCGCCAAGCUCUUCAAGUUCGUCCGCGAGACCAGCGAGUGGAAGGAGCGUGGCACUGGCGAUGUGCGUCUGCUCAAGCACAAGGAGAACGGAAAGACCAGACUCGUCAUGCGCCGCGACAAGACCCUCAAGGUUUGCGCCAACCACUACAUUGUCCCUGACAUGAAGCUGUCCCCCAACGUUGGCAGUGACCGAUCUUGGGUCUGGAAUGCCGCCGCUGAUGUCAGCGAGGGAGAACCCGAGGCUGUUACGCUUGCCAUUCGUUUCGCCAACUCUGAGAACGCCAACCAAUUCAAGGACGCUUUCAUCAAGGCCCAGAAGGAAAACGAGGCUCUGUUCGGCGAGUCCCAGUCCGCGUCCGCCAAGGAGGACGAGGAGUCCACCGCAUAAGUUGCCCUGCGAUAAGAAUUAUCGUCAAAGAGGGGACAGAUAUGGUCGACGAGUUUAACAAAAAAGAAACUCCACCUCGGCAGCAUCGCAUGCUGAGACCUUCCGGCGCGAAGGCCGUCGACGUCAAAUAAUGGAUCCAACCUUGUGGUGCCAUUGGACUGGGCGAGAAAUUACCCUACUGAAGAG